CGGCGGCCAUCUUGGAUCAUCUGUUUACAAGCGGUGAGGGAGACGAUGAUGAUGGAGUCUAGUGUGUGUCUCUCUUAAUUGAUCCCCUCACCUCUACCAGCUGGAGGACGACGCUCUCACCUUCUCUGACUGGCCUUUACAUCCUUCUGAAGAGAUGUCGGGUGACGGUCAGUUGGAUGGGGGUCAGCAGGCAAUGACUGAAGCGCAGCAGAGCCUUAACAGCUUCUGGCCUAAGGUCACGGAUGAGAUACGUCAACUCACGCAGAGUGACCUACGACAACAAGAGCUGCCAUUAGCACGGAUAAAGAGAAUAAUGAAGUUGGACGAUGACGUGAAGAUGAUCAGUGCAGAGGCACCCGUCUUGUUUAGCAAAGCUGCGGAAAUAUUUAUAACAGAGCUCACCCUCAGAGCGUGGAUACACACGGAAGACAACAAACGUAGGACGUUACAGAGAAAUGACAUAGCCAUGGCGAUUACCAAAUAUGACCAGUUUGACUUCCUGAUUGACAUUGUACCCAGAGAUGAGCUGAAGCCCACCAAGAGCCGGGAAGACACUGCCCGCACCGGGAUUCCUGCUGAUCAGCACUACUUCCAAAUUGCACAGCACUACCAGACUGUGCUGCAGCAGUCCACAGCAAACAGUAGCAACACCAACUCACAAAACUCGGUGCAGCCGACUUCUUUACAGCCCCAGACCAUACAGAUACUUCAUACUGGAGGACAGACAUCUUCAAUACAGACAGCGGGGACCAACGUAGCAUCAACAACACAGACCCAACCGGCGCCACAAAUCAUCCAGCUACAACCUCAGGCUCAACAGAGUCAGGCGGCACAAACGCAGCAGACUGCCAGCGGCGGCAUACAAAUAAUUCAGCAGAUUAUUGGACCUGAUGGACAAGUUCAACAAAUUCCUAUCCAGUUGACGCCACAGCAGCUGCAGAUGAUUAAGUUGCAAAUGUCAGGUGCCACCCAGCAGCCAAUAAUCAUCCAGACGGCGCCCAUACAAGCAGUGACGCAGCAGGCACAGGCUGUCGUCACCACCCAACCUCAGAUUAUUCAGCUUCAACAGAGUGGAGGUCAGCCAGUCUACAUCACACAGAGUCAAGCCCAGCAGCAGUAGAGGUAGAAACUUUUUGUUGUCAAGUCCACCAUUUGUCACCUUCACUGAAACAAGAUUUCAACUUUAUAGUAAAGAGAAAGGACUGAGAAGGAAGCUCAUUUAUUACCAAGUGGCCUUCAAGUUUGUGAAAAUGAUAUAGGUAUGGAGGACGUAAGGAAUUAUCAUCAUACAGUACAGUACUUGGUGACUGAUUGUCUCAGUUAGCUGGUCAGGACUCCCAGCCCAUGAGAUGCAGGUUCACUUCUAUGGGUGGGCAGGAUAUACUGGUGUUAUUAUACUGUGUUGUGUUAAGCUGGUCCAGGUAAGAUAGGUUGUCCGGAGAGUCACUACUCUACAAAGCAUGGGAAAAGGUGUUGAAUAUGUUAGCUUUAGCUCACACACUUGAGUGGUUCAGAAAAAACGAAGGGUUAGUUCUGUGUCUUGACUGAAACACAUAAAAGAGCUGUGCACUCACUAGUUGUGGGCAACUACAGGUACUCCUCGACUUAUGACCACCCGGACAUACAACCGCCGCAGUCGUACAAAUUUUUUUUCAAGUUACGAAAUUUUCGAGUCCCGACGUUAGUGAUCGCGCUGUGUACUGA
This is a messenger RNA of Homarus americanus (American lobster), 1704 nucleotides long. RefSeq names its product nuclear transcription factor Y subunit gamma-like. Gene Ontology annotation, cellular component: CCAAT-binding factor complex; nucleus. The record is from RefSeq and is a predicted model, not a curated record. Lineage: Eukaryota; Metazoa; Arthropoda; Malacostraca; Decapoda; Nephropidae. Gene Ontology annotation, biological process: regulation of DNA-templated transcription. Gene Ontology annotation, molecular function: protein heterodimerization activity; DNA binding; DNA-binding transcription activator activity, RNA polymerase II-specific. The coding region runs from base 155 to 1120 and encodes 321 amino acids. The transcript has 8 exons.